AUGAGCGAGUGGCCACGUCGCCCCCACUUGCUGCUGCUCUGCGUCGCUAUUCUGAGCCUAUCGCUCCUCUCGACCGCUGAAGAUGAGGAGCUACCAGUGACGCCUGCGGUCUUGACCAGCGAGCGCUACGGACACGUGCCCAGUACCACCUAUCACGACCACGACCAUGACCAUGACUACGAACCUAUCAUCAAGCAUGAAACACCUGGAAGAUUCUCGAUCGGAGUGUGGAGCCAAGCGCUGCUGGCCACGGCACUAGUGGGAACAGCUCCGGUGCUCGUGCUGCUGGCAGUGCCGCUGGGCAUGGGGAGCCACGACAAGCAACAGCCGCUACUGCGCGUGUUUCUGAGCUUUGCAGCCGGUGGAUUGCUGGGCGACGCGCUGCUUCAUCUGCUCCCCCACUCUCUUCCUCAUGCAGAUGGGAGUACCCAUGACCAUAACCAUGACCAUAACCAUGACCAUGACCAUAAUCAGGACCACAACCAUAAUCAUAACCAUGGUCACGAAGGUCAUGGUCAUUCCCAUUCGGUGGCUGAUUUGUACGUGUGGUUGUGGACGCUUGCUGGGAUACUGAGCUUCCUGAUGCUGGAGAAGUUUGUACGAGCACAGAGCAGUGGAGGUGGCGGACACUCGCACGGACACGCUCAUUCUUCUGCGUCUGUUCAAGAUGGAUGUGCAUUGUCGGGGAAGACUAGUACGGCGCGAAAGCGCUCGCAGUUCAAGGAAGGAAAGGAUGAUUCGGAUGCGCCGGAUGACGAAACAGUGGUUGUAUCGGAGCCGGAGAAGAAGCCGGUUGCCGCUGCAGCUUAUCUGAAUUUGGCGGCAGAUUUCUCGCAUAACUUCACGGACGGAUUGGCGAUUGGCGCGACAUUUGUCCGCGGUAAUGGCUGGACGACAACAGUGGCGAUGCUGUUACACGAACUGCCACAUGAGAUUGGCGACUUUGCCAUCCUUAUCCAGUCGGGCUUCACGCGACGUGAAGCGAUGGCCACGCAGCUACUGACUGCCGUUGGAGCCAUGAUUGGUACGGUCGUUGGUUUGUUGGUGGAAGGUGCUGGCGAUUCUAGCUCGGCGUGGAUCUCUCCGUUUACGGCGGGCGGCUUCACUUACAUCGCGUGUGCUAGCGUCAUGCCGGAACUAUUGUCAGACUGCUCACUCGCUCAGUCGCUCAAAGAGGGGGCUGCCAUGUGUGCUGGAAUUGGACUCAUGGCCCUCAUCGCGGUCACUGAAUAG
Messenger RNA from Peronospora matthiolae, 1233 nucleotides. NCBI's taxonomy places the organism in Eukaryota, Oomycota, Peronosporomycetes, Peronosporales, Peronosporaceae. The record is from the annotation of a GenBank genome assembly.